GGCGGCGCCGCGCGAGCAGCAGCAGCAGAGGCGGCGGCGGCCCCCAGCCCAGACCGGCGCCGCCGGCAAGCCCGGGCCCCAAGGUGCUGCGGAGCCCCAAGUUCCCGCCAUGAGCAGCUGGCUCGCGGGGCUCCGCUGCCCGGGGGACUCCCGCCCGGCAGAGCGCGACCGCAGCGCCCCGCGGCCCCGACGCGCCUAACGCCGCCGCUCGCCGGUCCCGCCACCGCCGCCACCGCCCGCGUCCCUGCCACCACCGCCGCCGCCUCGGCCGCAGCAGCACCGCCAGCAGCAUGUCUCGAAGGAAGAUUUCGUCCGAGUCCUUCAGCUCCCUGGGCUCCGACUACCUGGAGACCAGCCCGGAGGAGGAAGGGGAGUGCCCCCUGUCUAGGCUCUGCUGGAACGGCAGCCGGAGUCCGCCCGGGCCGCCCGAGUCCAGCGCGGCCGCGGCCACUGCCGCCCCAGCCCCGGCUGCCUCUGCUGCCGCCGCCGCUGCUGCUGCUGCCGCCGCCACGGCCGGGGCCAGGAGGGCGCAGCGCCGCAGGCGGGUCAACCUGGACUCGCUGGGCGAGAGCAUCAGCCGCCUGACGGCGCCCUCGCCUCAGACGAUACAGCAAACUCUCAAGAGGACAUUACAGUAUUAUGAACAUCAAGUUAUUGGUUAUAGGGAUGCAGAAAAGAAUUUCCACAAUAUCUCUAACAGAUGCUCCUAUGCAGACCAUUCCAACAAAGAAGAAAUUGAAGAUGUCUCAGGAAUUCUUCAGUGCACUGCUAAUGUACUCGGUUUGAAGUUUGAGGAAAUUCAAGAACGAUUUGGAGAGGAGUUCUUUAAGAUAUGCUUUGAUGAGAAUGAGAGAGUUCUUCGAGCCGUAGGUGGCACAUUACAGGACUUUUUUAAUGGUUUUGAUGCUUUGUUGGAGCACAUUAGAACUUCUUUUGGAAAACAGGCCACUCUGGAGUCACCAUCUUUCCUAUGCAAAGAGCUCCCUGAAGGUACUCUUAUGCUCCACUACUUCCACCCUCAUCAUGUGGUUGGGUUUGCAAUGCUGGGGAUGAUUAAGGCUGCAGGAAAGAAGAUCUAUCGUCAGGAUGUGGAAGUGGAACAGGUUGCCAAUGAGAAGCUAUGCUCUGAUGGUUCAAACCCAGGCAAUUGUAGCUGUCUUACUUUCCUUAUCAAAGAAUGUGAAAAUACUAACAUCACGAAGAACCUUCCACAGGGAACCUCCAAAGUCCCUGCAGACCUCAGAAUUAGCAUCAACACCUUCUGCAGAGCCUUCCCUUUCCACCUGAUGUUUGACCCCAACAUGUCAGUGCUUCAGCUGGGAGAAGGCUUAAGGAAACAACUCCGAUGUGACACUCACAAAGUACUCAGGUUUGAGGACUGCUUUGAGAUUGUUUCUCCAAAAGUCAAUGCUACCUUUGAGAGAGUCCUGCUGCGACUGUCCACCCCAUUUGUGAUUAGGACCAAACCUGAGGCUUCUGGCACUGAAAAUAAAGAAAAGUGCUGGGGAUCGAACCCAGGGCCUUGUGCUUGCGAGGUGAUGGAAGUAAAAGGACAAAUGAUCCAUGUCCCAGAAUCAAAUUCCAUUUUAUUUCUGGGCUCCCCAUGUGUGGACAAGUUGGAUGAACUCAUGGGUCGAGGCCUGCAUCUCUCAGAUAUCCCUAUCCAUGAUGCCACCCGAGAUGUCAUUCUGGUUGGUGAGCAGGCAAAAGCCCAAGAUGGCUUGAAGAAGAGGAUGGAUAAAUUAAAGGCAACUUUAGAAAGAACUCACCAGGCCCUGGAAGAAGAGAAGAAGAAGACAGUGGAUCUUCUAUAUUCUAUUUUCCCUGGCGAUGUAGCCCAGCAGUUGUGGCAGGGGCAGCAGGUGCAAGCCAGAAAGUUUGAUGAUGUCACCAUGCUCUUUUCAGACAUUGUAGGCUUCACAGCCAUAUGUGCCCAGUGCACCCCCAUGCAGGUGAUCAGCAUGCUGAAUGAACUGUACACCAGAUUCGACCACCAGUGUGGAUUUCUGGAUAUUUAUAAGGUGGAAACAAUAGGUGAUGCAUACUGUGUUGCUGCUGGACUCCACAGAAAAAGCCUCUGCCAUGCCAAACCCAUUGCUCUGAUGGCCUUGAAGAUGAUGGAACUUUCUGAAGAAGUGCUGACACCUGAUGGAAGGCCAAUUCAGAUGAGAAUAGGCAUUCACUCCGGCUCCGUGCUGGCUGGCGUUGUUGGGGUAAGAAUGCCACGGUACUGCCUGUUUGGAAACAAUGUCACUCUGGCAAGCAAAUUUGAAUCUGGAAGUCACCCUAGGCGCAUCAAUGUCAGCCCAACAACCUAUCAAUUAUUAAAACGAGAAGAAAGUUUCACAUUCAUCCCUCGGUCCCGUGAAGAACUUCCAGACAACUUCCCAAAGGAAAUUCCUGGGAUCUGCUAUUUCCUGGAGGUAAGGACUGGUCCAAAGCAGCCAAAGCCUUCUCUUUCUUCGUCAAGAAUAAAAAAGGUUUCCUACAACAUCGGCACCAUGUUCCUCCGGGAGACAAGCCUCUGAGACCUGCUGCAGAUCAAAGACUCCUUCAAAAAGCACAAACCCAGAACGUGGGUCACUAUGAAGGUGGAAAGAGGUGGUUCCUCUCUCAAUGUUUUGCUGAAAACAAGCAGUGGAAUUUCUGUUAUGUCAGGCAAUAAUCCUUGAAGAGCUGAGGGCGCGGGGAAACCAGAUAUGUCCAUCCACAUGAGUGUUUUUGAUCAUUCAUGUAUAUAUAUAAAUUACAAAUAUGGGCCCUUUUAAAAACUAACCAAUAAAUAGACUCUGUGUUUUCUUGUUUGUCAUGCAUAUAGGCAUCUUCCCCUAUAUAUUUGUACCACUUUUGAGAGCCAGUUUUGAGUAUAUAUGCCUACAUUUAGUGAAUUGGUAGGUGAGGAAUAUUUUCUAAUUUUCUUUUUCUGAACAGACAUUUCAUACAUAUAUCAUGGCAGUGUGGUAAACUUCCCAGCAGGAAGAAUUGUAACUCAGCAAAAUAUUUUAGGGAUAUUACCUAUUUUUAUACACAUCUCUUCUUCUAGAUAAUUACAUUUCACACAACAUUAUUAGCCUUUUGGAAUCUGCUACUGUAUUGAUGGUACAUUAUGUAAUGCUAAACUACUAAUCUAAUAUAGUUUCACUUAUCUAGAGAGAUUAGUGCUUGGACUGUGAAUACAUAUAACCAAGGAUCUCAGAUGCUGAGAAAGCAUUGUAUGUCUGCUUAGUAAAUAUAUCUUUCAGACUUAACAAAUGAAGCAUGGAGUCCAGAGGAAAUGGAAUUUAUUAGUAGCAGAUGUAUCUGUAACUAAGAUUAAGGUCUUUUGCCAUUUUCUAACACAUAUCAACUAAAAACAAAUGCUUUGUUACAUUGGACCCUUUUCAACUUAGCACUUAUAAAUAUGGGUAGUUUUUUCAACAUUAAACUGCAUUCUAAUAAACAGCAUCCUACUAAAUAACAUGCGAGUAACUCUUCUACCCUUCCCCAGUUGAUAUUUCCUAAGCUGAUUGCCACCCUCAGAAGCAUAUUCCUGGACACUGGCAUUACUGACGAAGUGUCAGGACAUUUUGCCAAGAAUACUGUUUCUUAUUUCAUAACAAAAUGCAAGAAAACUGUGUAUCUUAUGGCUUUUAGAUUGUUAGAAAGCAUUCUUCUACAAUUUCAUUUAUGUGUCUUUUAAUUUCAUGGAAUCAUCUUCAUGAAACUAAUGUAUGUCUAACUUAUAGAACUUAUAAUCACUGUUGUUACAACAGGUUUUCCUAGCAUGUUCUGCUAAAAUUAAGACCUGUUCCCAGUAAUCAAUCCUGCAUGAAAAUAUUAUUACAGCUCACACUGAAAUUAGGAGCACAGUGUGUCCAGAGUUUUCCUAUUUUGGAUCAGUUAUGAAGCCUAAAUUUCUAUUGAGGUUAAUGAGCUAUAAGCAUUUGCUUCCUUGAAACCUUGGAGAGAGCAUUUUCUUACUCCAACAGGUGUAUUAUUGGUAGCUUAUGUCUACUGAAUGCAAUGUAUUUCUUCUCUGUUCAGGGAUUUGGGCUGCAUUAUGAUUCACUUGUGACAUAACUCAGCUAAGGUCUAUAUUAACUAAUUUCCAAUAUAAUCUACGAGGUCUAAUUAAUGUUUUUAAUUUCUCUGUGUUAACAAGAAAACAUUUUUAGAUAUGCCAAGUAUUUGUUAUCACUGUGAUCCCUUUUAUAAUUUGAGCUCUGUUCUCACCGGGAGGAUUAUGAAGACAUUAGUGCAGCAUUCUUCAUGUGGAGAAUCCAAGACACAGACGCUGAGCUCUCUGAACACUUGCCUGCCCCACUCUUCCCUGGGACUAGGUUUCUCCUUUUAACUCCAUGGGAGAGAAGUCCAGUGUAUUUUCAUGAGGACAAUUACUCACAAAGGAUCUCUUCAAGGGACUGGGAUAUUAACCCACUUCCUUCACAGGAGACAAUGGGUAGUUUACAGUCAGCAUGGAUGGAGCAGGCUGGAAGCACCUCAGUUCUCAUGACAAUACUAGAAAAUGUCUGAGCCAUGCUCAGGGGCUCCUUAGAGCACAAGCGCAUGAGAGAGAGCCAAGCUCACUGUCAUUUUUGCUUACUCUAUGCUGUAGUUUAGAGCUUAUUAUGAUAUAUUUCAUCAAUAAAUGUCCUGGUGAUAAACAAUGUGUUUUGUAACCAUAAGGCCGAAAGAGACUUCCAGGAAUCAUUCAAUCUAUUUCUCUGCUUUUUGUAAGGAUUUGUCUAAGUAACUAUUCUAAACACAUGGUUAUUCUCUCUGUAC
Messenger RNA from Sciurus carolinensis (gray squirrel), 4764 nucleotides. RefSeq names its product guanylate cyclase 1 soluble subunit alpha 2 (gene Gucy1a2). NCBI's taxonomy places the organism in Eukaryota, Metazoa, Chordata, Mammalia, Rodentia, Sciuridae. The record is from RefSeq and is a predicted model, not a curated record. Gene Ontology annotation, cellular component: guanylate cyclase complex, soluble. Gene Ontology annotation, molecular function: guanylate cyclase activity; heme binding. The transcript has 9 exons. Gene Ontology annotation, biological process: cGMP biosynthetic process; response to oxygen levels. The coding region runs from base 291 to 2528 and encodes 745 amino acids.